UUCUUGGAGGUUGGAAUCACAGCCUACCUCAGUCUGACUAUGCAGUUCUUCUGUCACCAGUGUCUAGAUCAAGAUGACUCUUCAGAAGAAGAAGAAGCAGUUAGUGUCUACUCCCCAUCCACCCUGGUGAAACUGGCAAGACAGAGGCUACUGAGGGAGGAGGCUUUGAUCAUUUCUGCUCUCAAGCGCCUGCCCAAUAUGCUGUUCCCAGUGAUAUUUGAGGAGGCCUUCAUUAAUGGUCAUACAAAGAUCUUGAAGGCCAUGAUACCUAUGUGGCCCUUCCCAUACCUUUCUGUAGGAGCACUGACAAACAACUGCAACCUGAAGACUUUGAAGGCUGUUCUUGAUGGACUAGAUAUACUUCUUGCACAAAAGGUUUGCUCCAGUAGGUGCAAACUCAGAGUACUCAAAUGGAGAGAUGAACAGCAUGAUUUUUGUGGGAUAUGGCCUGGAUCCCAUGAAGCUGAAGACUUACCAGAGUUAAUGACACAGAAGCAUCCAGUGCAGAACAACCCUGACUGUGGGGUAAAGAAAGAAUUGAGGGUAACAACUGAACUCUCUGUCAUGAAGGGCAGACUUGAUGAUUCUGCCACAUACUUGUUGGAGUGGGCCCAGCAGAGAAAAGAUUCCAUUCAUCUACUCUGCAGAAAGCUGGUAAUUGAAACCUUAACCAAAGACACAGUGAUAGAAAUCUUCAAAAUUGUAAAUGCAGAUUGUAUACAGGAGCUGGAGCUGUAUUCUCUUUGCCUAGAAGAUUUGGCUUUUCUUAAUCCCUACCUGAGACAGAUGGACAAUCUUCUUGAACUCACACUUGAUCACAUCACAGAUUCCCUCAGUAUGGGUGAUUCUGAAAUGUGUGAGGGAAAAAUGAUCACAUUGGUUUCUCAACUUCCCACGUUUCCCUGUCUCCAGAAACUCUGUGUAAAUGAUGUCUACUUUAUAUAUGGCAACCUGAAUGAAUUCCUCAGGUGCCUGAAGAAGCCAUUGGUAUCAUUUUGCAUCAGUAACUGUGAACUCUCACAGUCAGACUUGGAUUACCUGCCCUAUUGCCUGAAUAUUUUUGAGCUAAAAUGUUUGUACCUUAUUGAUAUACCUUUAAAUCAUUUAUGCCUUGAUCCUCUCGGGUUUCUCCUUGAGAGGGUUAAACAUACCCUGGAAUGCUUGGCAUUAAAGUCAUGUAAUAUGGGGAAACCUCAUUUCAAUGCCCUGCUGCCUGCCCUAAGUCAAUGUUCCCACCUCACAGAUGUCAGUUUNUGGGAAAAUGAACUCUCUCUGCUGUUCCUGAAACAACUUCUACAGCACAUAUCCAAGCUGACUCAGCUGAGCUAUGAGCUAUACCCUGCCCCUCUUGAGUGCUAUGAUGACAGGGGUUUAAUACUAUCAUACAGAUUAGAACAAUUUUGUCCCGAACUCCUGGAUAUACUCAGGGCCAAAAGACAGCCCAAGGAUAUCGCCUUUGUUACAAACCCAUGUUCUAAAUGUGGUAGAUACUAUGUUUAUGAUCCAAAGACCCAACGUUGCUCUUUGGAAGACACACCCCUGUAAGGUUGAUUGUGGAACAGAGAAAUGCAAGCUUAAUAUUGGGGAUGGAUGAAAUCUUAGUUGAAUUUCCCUUGGUUAAAGGAGCAUGGAUUUGUCAAUCAUGUAAAGGUCUGAGAUAAACAAUAAAAAUGCAAGAUAUUCCUCUGAGCUAGUGAAUGAAUGUACCAUCUGCAAGAAGUGUCAAGCAUGCUUUUAUUCUCUAGGAUUAUUGUAGAUUGAGUAUGUUACAAUAGAGGCAAACUUCCAUGAGGGUAUUGUUCUUCUUUGUUGACUGCUUAUAAUAAAUGUGUUAACUUUGUUUUAUUUUUA
Messenger RNA from Mus caroli (Ryukyu mouse), 1851 nucleotides. RefSeq names its product oogenesin-3. The record is from RefSeq and is a predicted model, not a curated record. Gene Ontology annotation, cellular component: cytoplasm. Gene Ontology annotation, biological process: negative regulation of DNA-templated transcription; negative regulation of cell differentiation; positive regulation of cell population proliferation. NCBI's taxonomy places the organism in Eukaryota, Metazoa, Chordata, Mammalia, Rodentia, Muridae.